Molecule: messenger RNA, 447 nt
Organism: Emiliania huxleyi CCMP1516
Lineage: Eukaryota; Haptophyta; Isochrysidales; Noelaerhabdaceae
Exons: 2
Coding region: 1-447 (148 amino acids)
Source: RefSeq, a predicted model, not a curated record
AUGCCUCGCAGCAGCUUGCUUCUCCUCGCCGCCUCGGCGUUCGCGGCUCCCGCAGACGACGGCUCCUCCGCCCGCUGCACCCUCCCCGACGGCUGCCCGCCGGUAAACGGGUCGCAGUGGGUGGGCGUGGUUUCGAGCGGCAGCCUCGGCCCGGUACCCUCGCUGCUGCUGAUCGGCACACGAAAGGGUGGCACCACCUCACUCAGCAAGCAGCUCCUCCUCCACCCGCAUGUCCUCGCUCCGAACUGCGCGUACGACCGCAGCGAGUGGCCCGUGCGCGCGGCGCGAACCACGUGCGUCUGGGACAAGGAGGUGCGCUACUUCUCGCGAGGCGUCGGCGUCGGCCUCGACUUUUGCUGGUACCGCCGCCGCUACCCGUGCGCCUCGCCGCCACACGUGACGUUUGACGGCUCGCCAGACCGCCUCGCCCUCGCACGAUCGCGCUGA